AUACCUACUGAGGGAGUUAUGGAAGGAGGAGACACCCCGUCCUGUGGUGCAGUAAAGCAUGAAGUUAGAGAUGCGUCCAGGGAUCCCAGAGGUGGCUUUGUGGAGGUGGGGGCCCUGAGCUGGACCUCACUGGGGACUGCUAGGACCUAGACUGGUGCAGGAGGAUACAGGGCCUCCUGGGCAGAGGAGUGGCCGGAGAAAAGACCAAGAGGUAGGGAUGUAGGUAGGGACAAUUGGAUUAUGCAUUUUCUCCUGUGAACAUUUACUUUGCAAGUAAAGAGAAGAAAGGCCCUUUUCUGGAGAAGUUUUUAGGGGAAGUGGUUGUUACCAGUUCAAGGUUAGUUCCAGCCAGGGCAUGGAAAUAGAGAGAGCACUUCGGGAAAAGGGGGAGGUUGGGGGUUGCUCACAGCAGAUCAGAAUUCCCACAGGGUGAUUGAAAGAGCCAGAGGAGAUGUGGACAGGAGCAGAGCUGAGAGGAGCUAGGGGUGCAUGACCUGCAGCCAUGGACAAAAGAUGCAGCAUAUUAUAAGCAAGGCACUUUCUUAAUAUUCCGCUAACAUUACCCAUAUGGCUGAACUGAGCUGUCGUGGCCUUCAACCUGAAUUUUCAGACUCAGACUGAGGGAGACCUGAGAGCGGGAGCCCAGCAUUGACCUGCUGGAGGCCUUCGUGGAACACUGGAAGGGCAUCACAAACUACUAUAUCGAGAGCACAGAUGAAAACACCCCGGCCAAGAAAACAGAUAUUCCCUGGCGGCUGAAGCAGAUGCUGGACAUCCUGGUGUAUGAGGAGAAGCAGCAGGCGGCAACCAGCGAGGCGGGGCCGUGUCUGGAGUACCUGCUGCAGCACAAGAUCCUGGAGACCCUGUGCACGCUGGGCAAGGCUGAGUACCCGCCAGGCAUGCGGCAGCAGGUGCUCCAGUUCUUCAGCAAAGUUCUGGCCCAGGUGCAGCACCCCCUCCUGCAUUACCUCAAUGUCCACAGGCCUGUGCAGAAACUUCUCCGACUUGGUGGGACAGUUCCUGGAUCCCUCACAGAAAAGGAGGAGGUGCAGUUCACCACCGUCCUCUGCUCCAAGAUCCAGCAGGAUCCAGCCCUGCUCACCUACAUCCUAGAGGGUAAAAAGACCACCGGUAGGAAGAAGGCAUCCAGAGAAGCCACGGCCCUGCCGAAAGAGGCAGCUGGCGUCAAGGACAAAGACCGCCCCCACAGCAGGGCUCCCGACAGGAGUGCCUGUGGGGCCCAGGCCUUGAGCACCCAGCUGCCUGCUGAGGCCGAGGAGCCAGGUGGAGGGACCGGGGAGAGCAACCUCAUCACCUCCCUGAUUGGCUUGUGCAAGAGCAAGAAAGGUCGGGUGGCCCUGAAGGCCCAGGAGAACCUGCUGCUCCUGGUAAGCGUGGCUUCCCAGGCAGCCGCCACCUACCUGGUGCAGAGCAGCCCUUGUUGCCCUGCCAUCGUCGAGCACCUCUGCCAGCUGUACCAGUCCCUGCCGGCCUUCCUGGACCCCGCAGACGUUGCCGCUUUAGAGGGCAUCAGCUGGAGGUUACCCACCGCCCCGUCUGAUGAGGCGUCCUUCCCCGGCAAGGAGGCCUUGGCUGCCUUUUUGGGCUGGUUUGAUUACUGCGACCAGCUCAUCACAGAGGCACAUACGGUGGUUUCGGAUGCCUUGGCAAAGGCUGUGGCUGAGAAGUUGUUUGUGGAGAUUCUGCAGCCCCAGCUCCUACACGUGUCUGAACAGAGCGUGCUGACCGCCACGGCCCUGCUCACGGCCCUUCUGCGCCAGCUCCGCUCCCCUGCGCUGCUGCGGGAGGCUGUGGCCUUCCUCCUGGGCACAGACCCGCAGCCCGCAGCCCCCGAGGACAGCCCCCACACCCUGUGCGCCCACCUCGUCCGGCACUGCGACCACCUCUCUGAUGAGAUCAGCAUCGCCACGCUGCGGCUGUUUGAGGAGCUGCUCCAGAAGCCCCACGAGCAGAUCAUCCACAGCCUGAUCCUGCGCCACCUCGAGGGGCGCCCUUACGUGGCCCGGGGCUCGCCAGAGCCCGAGAGCUAUGAGGACACCCUAGAUCUGGAAGAAGACCCCUACUUCACAGAUGGCUUCCUUGACUCCGGCUUUCAACCUUCCACGAAGCCUCCCCCUGCCCCUGCCACCAACCCCGAUGGCAAAACAGCGGUGACCGAGAUUGUGAACAGUUUCCUCUGCCUCGUUCCUGAGGAAGCCAAGACCUCGGCUUUCCUGGAGGAGACUGGAUACGACACAUACGUCCACGAUGCUUAUGGACUGUUCCAGGAGUGCAGCUCCCGAGUGGCGCCCUGGGGCUGGCCACUGGCUCCCACACCCCUGGACCCCCAUGAGCCCGAACGGCCUUUCUUUGAGGGUCACUUCCUCCGAAUGCUGUUCGACCGCAUGUCCCGGAUUUUAGAACAGCCGUACAGCCUGAACCUGCAAGUGACCUCAGUCCUGUCCCGGCUCGCCCUCUUCCCCCACCCCCUCAUCCAUGAGUACCUCCUGGAUCCCUACAUCAGCCUGGCCCCUGGCUGCCGGAGCCUGUUUUCUGUGCUCGUCAGGGUGAUCGGAGACUUGAUGCAGAGAAUUCAGAGGGUGCCCCAGUUCCCAGGCAAACUGCUCCUGGUGCGCAGGCAGCUGAUGGGCCAGGUCCCCGGGGAGCAGCUGGACCACCAGACCCUCCUCCAGGGCGUAGUCGUCCUUGAGGAGUUCUGCAAGGAGCUGGCUGCCAUUGCUUUCGUCAAGUUCCCCCCGCACGGUCCUCACCUGCGCCUCUCCACACCCCCAGAAGGGCACGUCUGAGCAAGGAGCGUGACAGGAGAGGAGACUCCCGUCCGCACCUCUGCCCAAGAGCUGCCUCCCACCUGGCACUGCUGCCACCGCCGUCCUCCCAGGUUGGGGGCUUGGUUCCAUCUCUUUUACAUCCCAAGGCCCCUCCGCCUGUGUGGAGGUCUGGGCUUCCACUCUCAAGUUCACUCAAGAUGACCUUGGCCUGUUGGCCGCACCAGACUGUGUUUCAAGGAGUGGGUCUCCGAGGUACCAGAGGCCAAGGAGAAAAAGUGAUGGCUUCUUGGACAGCAUGGGGUCCUCGGAGCCUUCUCUGGGGAGCUGGGUGAUGGCCAGGUGGGCCCUCAGAUCCAGAGCCUCGUGUGUCUGUCCUGUGCCUGUCACCUGUCUCUAUGGCCUAUCUGUGGCGAAAGCCAAGACCUGAGACUCAAUUCUAGGGACACAAGGGGGAGUGAACUGAUGGCUCUGUGGCUGGUCAGGACCACAGGCCAGAGAGAAUGGGGGCAUGGCCCUCUUUUUGUCACACUAGGUACCAUAGAUGCUGCUGAGAUUUGACAUUUUUUUCUCCUGCCUUCUUGGCUUAACCCUUGAGGAAGGGGCAGUGGAUAACAGGGGAAGCCCCUCUUCCUGCUCGGCCCUCCUGGAAACUGUUGCAAAAUUCCCAACAGCCUCAUGGCAAAUGCCCAAGGCAUGCUCCGCACCCAGGCGGGGGCAGCUGCUAAUGAGAAGCUUGAUGCAACUGCAGCCAGGGCGGGAGAGGGCCUGGGGAGCUGGGGGGCUGGAUGCCAGACUCCAGUCUCCAGCUCCAGCUGGUUUCUCUCUGGCGCCUUCUUAACCCGUCUCGGCAGGUCCACAGCACCUGGGCAGAGGGGCUCAGAGACUGGGGGGGGCCUGUCCUCGCCCUUAGCAUUCUGCUGGGGUUCUCCAUGGAAUACUCCCCCAGGGGUGCCAGAAGCUCUGGGUCCAGGUGAGGCGAGGAUGCCCACCAGACCACCAGCCCCCCAAGACCUGGUGGGAAGGGGCUGGGGACGCAGGCAGCCAGGCGUGGUGGUGUUUGCCCUGUGUGCCCUCCGAGGCUGGGGUUACCACCCCACCCGGCCCAAAUCUGUCUCAACCUGCAGGGAUACACAGGCGGCGCCAGGCAUUACCUCACAGUAAACUGCAGUCGCUGGCUUUGCUCCUGGGCAAGGAGGAGCAGGCCGGAGCCCCUUUAGCUUCCUUUUCCUGCCCAUGCCGCUUCUAGAAGCCGGCCACAGGCUGCCAAGAGGUGACAUGAAAGAGGAGGAAACUCAGUGACCCCUACCUCUCCUGCAUUCCUCCAAGCUGGGGAAGGUUUAACUGCUGCUCUGGAGGACACCGUGCAUGUGCCCGCAUGUGUGUGUGCGUGUGUGGGCAUCGGUGUGGGACGGGGAGCAGAGCUCAAAGGGUGAAUUGGGUCUGGACUUUCUGGUUCAGAAAACGUUCGCGUGUCUGGGAGUCAGACACUCCCCCCACCAUCAGUGCACUUGGGCAUUUGCACAGUGUCCCCCCAGACAGCACAGCAAUAAACGGUGUGGUUGCGUGGACACAGCCGCCCUUUUCUUCUCCGCCCUUCGCGUCCUUCUGCCCAGGGCUCCACUGCUAACUCAGGCCCAUCUUCCUCCCUAAGGGAGAUGAAUUAAAUUCCUUUCCCAGCACAGGAUGGAGGGGUGCCGUGUGUCUGUGCAUGUGUGUGUUGGGGCGGGGGGGUGGUGGUAAAGAGAGGCUCUGGCAGUGCAAACCUGAUGUUCCUCAGCGCCUGCCAGGAACCAGGAACCAGGCUCUCUUGGCCAAGCAGCACUGUUUCUGCUCUGCUGGCCUACAGCUGAAAGCUGGCAGCCCCAGAGACACCGCACGGAAACGGGCCACCUGAGGCGUCUGUGUGCAAGUCUCCUUUUUAGUGUUUCUGUCAUGAGCAGUAUGACUGCUUUAGUGGUGAAUAGUGGGCCUGAUGUUUUAAAAAAUCUUGUCCCUAAGUGUAUGUGUGUGGAGAUCCUCUGGUGGGCAGUGGGGGCGUGGGGGGUGUUCACCAGGAGUACUCCAGGGCAGGCAAGCCGCAGACACAAAGUGAGGGCUGCUCCGUGGCUUUCACCUCGCGGUAUGUUACAGUAACUUGGGUUGCUUUCAAAAAUACCAGUGCCCCAGUCCCACCCUCCACCAGUUAAUUAGCUCUCUGGGGGUGGGCGCACAGUUGUUUUUAAAGCUCUCUGGGUGAUUCUAAUGGACACCCAGGGAUGAAAACUACUAUAGGCUACUUAAUGGAAGUAAAGACCCCGUCCUUCAAUGUGGAUGUGGACCCGUAGGUCCCGCAGACACUGAGAGAAGGGAGCCAUUUGGAAGAUGUUUAUCUUUAGAAGGAUCAAGAGGAUUCCCACCACAGGCCCAGGCUCCAGAAAGACAAGAUGGCAGCCCAGAGAGGCAGGGAAGGGGGCCUCUGAGGUCAUCCUGGCUCUUCAGUGUCAGAGGGGAGUUAGCACAGAAGGGAAACCCAGUCAAGUAUUUCUCUGCUCAGAACCAAACCUGUCGUUAGUGAUUAGUGUACCGCAGUGAGUAAGGAGCAUGAUAUGUUUCCUUGAUUUCCUUUAGUUUUCCCUUAAACUUUAGUAAAGUUCUUUUUAAAAAUAACUCCUACCGUGAUUCGGCUGAGCUGAGGGGAAAUGAAGAGCGGGUCUGGGGCUGGCUUCGGGCUGGAGUUGCACCGAGGCAGAGGCAGGAGCCUGGGGGCAGAGCGAUGCGGGGAAGGAUCCACUGGAGAAGCUCGAGGAGAAAGAGACGGGCAGAGGGACAGCUCUCACAGCCCCUCGCCCACCCGAAGCUUCCCCUGGCCUUCUCACUGCCCAAACCUUGGAGGGGAUGUGGUCAUAUCCCACCUGGCAGGCCGAUGAAGGAGCCCCAGCGGGCCCGAGACAGGCUGUGGUGGACAAAGGAAGCCUGCCAGCCAGUCAUCUGCAGUGUCACCUGCAUGUUGCCUGCUGUCUGGAAAGGCCUGGGUGGUAUCAUUGGGAAGAGGAGAGGAGCUUCUCUUGACCGCAGACUCCCCGCCCCCCCCCCCCCCCCCCCCCACUUCCUGCUCACUUCCAACCCACAGAGACAUUUAGGCAGGAAGGCAAAGUAAGCAACACCUAUUUACUCAGCCAGGGACCCACUCCCUUGGAAUGACCUCCCCCAGCACCCCUU
Molecule: messenger RNA, 5987 nt
Organism: Hippopotamus amphibius kiboko
Lineage: Eukaryota; Metazoa; Chordata; Mammalia; Artiodactyla; Hippopotamidae
Gene: FHIP2B
Product: FHF complex subunit HOOK interacting protein 2B
Exons: 17
Coding region: 765-2807 (680 amino acids)
Source: RefSeq, a predicted model, not a curated record